Umbelopsis ramanniana AG is the source of this 1233-nucleotide messenger RNA. RefSeq lists its product as uncharacterized. Gene Ontology annotation, molecular function: monooxygenase activity; FAD binding. Gene Ontology annotation, biological process: response to antibiotic. Bases 1 to 1233 code for a protein of 410 amino acids. NCBI's taxonomy places the organism in Eukaryota, Fungi, Mucoromycota, Umbelopsidomycetes, Umbelopsidales, Umbelopsidaceae. The record is from RefSeq and is a predicted model, not a curated record. The transcript has a single exon.
AUGAAUUCUUUACAACCUACAGCUCCCGAUUCCUCCCGGUUAAAAAUUGCCGUUGUGGGCGGCGGUCUUGGUGGAUUAACACUUGCAUCCGUCUUACAACAUGCCUACAAGAUCAAGUGCACCGUCUUUGAGCUCGAUGACACCGUAGACAGCCGUAAUCAAGGUGGAAGUCUAGAUCUUCAUUUUGACUCUGGUCAACUUGCUCUCAAAAAAGCUGGAUUAUUGGAUCAGUUUCGAAAGCAUGCCAGAUACCAAGGACAAGAUCAUAUACUCACAGAUAUGACUGGCAAAGUACUGAUGCAACAUGUCGGUAGAAAGCGAUCAACUGGAGGAAGAUUUGAUCGUCCAGAGAUUGAUCGUACAGUUUUACGACAAAUGCUUAUUGAUUCCCUUGAUGAGGAUACAAUUCAAUGGGGAAAGAAGGUGAUCAAGAUUGAAGAGGAAUCCAAGGACAAGAAUAAUGGGAAUCAUCGCCACACAAUCACAUUUCAAGAUGGUCGAAAUGAAACUUUCGAUCUGGUUGUUGGAGCCGAUGGUGCAUGGUCCAAAAUCCGCAAAUUUGUAUCCGAAGUAACUCCAAUUUAUGGAGGCGUCUCCUUUAUUGAAGGCCUAUUGCCUAAUGUGGACAAUGGUCACCCAAAAUUAUCGAAACUGGUCGGCAAUGGAAGCUUCUGGGCACUGCAAAACAACAAAGGCCUAUUGUGCCAACGAAGCGGUGAUGGAUCUGUUCGUGUAUCCGCCGCAUUUCGUAUAGAAGAAAACGGUCUUUCUCACCUUGAUUUUUCUAACCCUGAAAUCCCACGAAAGUACCUCAUGGACCUAUUUAGCGAUUGGGAUAAUUCAUUGAAGGCGCUGAUUGAGGAGAGUUCAACAUUCAUACCACGGGGUAUCUAUAUGCUACCAGCCGACUAUACAUGGAAAUCGCAUCCUGGAGUGACAUUGAUUGGUGACGCUGCUCAUUUAAUGACACCUUUUGCCGGUGAAGGUGCAAAUAUGGCAAUGCUCGAUGGUGCCAAGUUGGCAGCAGCUAUCUCCAAAAUUAUGAACAAAGGCAAGGAUCUUGCUACUACAAUAGACAAUUUUGAAAGAAAGAUGCAUAAUACCGUCACCGGUCUGGCCACUGAAAGCACAAAAAAUAUGGAUCUGAUGAUAUCCGAGAAUGGCCCACAAGAAGUUCUAAAAAUGUUUAGAAUAUUGCGGUGGUUGUCUCCGGUAAUCAAGCUUUUUUCUUGA